AUUAGUGAAAGAAGGACCAAGGAGGAUCCUAUCCGUCAGGAGAAGCAGGAGUAGGAGGAGUCAGUUUUCUUUGAAGAUCGAGGAAGGUAGUGUCGGACAAUUAUGCCAUUCGGAAGAAGUCUUCUACAGAAGAAAAGCCUGUUACGAGUAAGUGGAGAGGAAAGAUCUCCAGAGAUUCUUAUCUCAUUCCAUUCCAGUGGCUCAACCAGUAACCAAUGGCGAAAACUCAAAAAUCCAUGGUUUCCCGGUAGAACCCUAUUUCGCCCAAGUUGUUUCGGAACCGGAAAAAAGAAGCGGUUUUUCGCACAGCUUGCUCAUAGUGCAGGUCCCACUUGUAUAUCGUAUUUGGCCGAAGAAGCAUCGGACAGGUUGGAGUUCUUACCUUCUUGGGACUCCAUGGACCAAGAUCUGCUUUUAUUAUAUGGUCAAUACCGAUCUACUUUAGUAGAUCAUAUGGAUGUAGAAAAAGCAACUAAUUUGGAUGAAAUAGAAACAUCUCUUUUCCAUUUCUAUUUACCCAGUUCAUAUCUUUGUUUCGUGUGUUCCUGGGAGGAAUUCGAUCUCGGAAUACCACCUAAAUAACUACGGCCAAAGAGUCAAAUAGGUCGGGAAGAAAGAGUCUGAGGUCGGGUCGGACGACAUACAUCUUGGUUGGUUCCACCACCACUAGAGAUUGGACAUAUAUAUAAUCUUUCUUCUAAAAAAGGGAUUCUUAUAUAUAUAUUUUGAAAAUAGCUGCAAGACCAAAACCGAAAGCCCUUCUUUUAUUGUUGUUCCUCCCAGAUACAUGGCUUACAUACCCGGCUCAACAUUCUUGGAAAACAAUCGAAUCGAGGGUUUGGAGGAGAAUUGGCCAUUCAAUCUUGUGAACUAAUCGAGACCAAAAUUGGAAAAAGAGAUACGAACGGAGAGGAAUAACCAAUCGAUGAAAGAACAUGAAACCAUUCUGUUUCAAUAGAGGUACGAGAAACGGUUGGGGGCAAUGAAGUAGGUGAAGUGGUUGGAUUUUGCGAGCUGUUCCAACCACUGCUGGAUGUGAUUCCAAGAGCCGAACGAGAAUGAAUACCACACAGAAGAGUCAAGACCAGGCUACCUAAUGGAAUGUUUAACCGAUCCAUUCCGGAUCGACCGAAUUGGUACGGAAGUUGUAACAUGGGAAAACCACGGAAAACACGACUUAUUUGAAUAACCCGGUGACCUACCAAUUGUAGAAGUAGGAUUUUUGGCAAGCAAUAAGCACUUAAAUAAUACAAUUCAAGUGUACCAUCUUCUUUCUCAUUUCGAGGAAAAGGUGCGGAAGGAAAAGGAAACAACGGAGGGAUCCGAAUCGGACCUAAAUGGGAAUGACAUGAAAAGUCUUUUUCAAAACCUAGCAUUAAGGGCGUUACGACGAUAUACGAGAGGAAUAGAGAAAAACUCGUGAUUGGUGUGGAGGGGAAGAUCUGUUUAUGAUAUAGUUCAAGAAAGAGUCGUCUCAUUUCCUUACUUCUUUAUAAUUCAUUCACUUCAAGACUGGUUCUGAACGCCGCGUAACAUCAUCUUCAACCAACCUCCACCGUACUUUCGGUGCGACCACUAAAGAAUUGCUUAUACACUAAAGAGCUGCUUAUAUACGUUUACUAAAAGACUGACUUUCAUUCAUUAUCAUUAGUCCAGCGUGAAACUAAGAAAGAGAGAUGUGCCUAAGGCGGCAUGUAAGAAAAUUGUGCACGCUAAGAGAAGAGGAGAGAUGUUCGCAAUUACUACCACAAGAAAGCCGCCCCCUAUCUUCUAAAGGGGCCCCUCACUUCGUUCGUACCUUCUUGGCUUAGGCUUCCAACUGAACAACAUGGCCUUGCCGCCCCGCCACUAGCAGAAGCUAAGCGCUUGAAAAGCGCGCUAAGAAAGGUUCCUUCUGUCGCCCUUUCUGUGCAACAGUCCACCAGUAGCGGAAGAGAGGGUUACCGUACAUACAAGAGUCUUCCAGUUCUUACGGAAGCUCUUUCUUACCAGUUAAUCAAGUAGUACAAGAACUGUAUCUUAUCUUAUAGCCCGGCGCGGCGGGUCGCCUUUGAAAUGUUUGUUGUAGAUAGAAGAAAGUAUUAAAUAGAUAAGGAGUAGAUGAGUGAGUGAGUCCUCACCUGAGCGAUUUCGAUCACCUAGCAGGCCUUUUAUUUGGUAGGUAACAUCGCCAAAGCGUAUCAUCAGAUUUGACUACGAAGGAAGGAACUCGAAGUGAAAGGGCACCGUCUUGUGCAAGGCAACGAUAGUUGGCCCUCUAUCAUCUUCUAUCUGGUAGACUUGGUAAAAGGGCCCCGACUUAUUUCUAGAAUUUGAGUUCGACCGCGGCUUCCCCCUUUUUUUGGGGGGGAUCAAGUUCCUUGCCAACUGCCACCUAUCGACCCCGAUCUCUUUUCAUUUGUUUUGGAUAUUACCAAACCUAGCCUAGCCUUCGUAAAUCACACUAAAGCGGACACCCAACUAUGGAAAAGCCUCCAACAGGGUGGGUUAGGUUAGUCAAUCCGGCCCGAGACGCGUUCGUUGACAAAACCGCCGUAGGAAUUCCUACUUUUCAAUAGAGCGGAGGAGAACUGAUCAACGAGAAAGAGGCCCUACUCACUACAAACGAAUACACCACAAGAUUGAACUGCACUCAUGCCUCUCCCGCAUCAAGUUGACCGCCCCCCCUACGUAGUGAUUCUAUCAAUCAUGUACGUAGGUAGGACCCUCCAUUCUGAUUGGUAUAUCAUGAAAAAAGAAAGCCAUUUGCACCAGGCGCACUGCGCUUUCCCUUGCCCAGAUGUUCGCCUUUCUAAGUCAAGUAAUGGUGACCCACCGAAGACUGGAGCUUCGUAACAUGUUGACGAAGGCCCCCGAACUGAGGGUUCAGUCAGUAGAAGGGACGACUUUGUCUCCCCGGAAGAAGAAUAGCCCCGCUCUCUAGCCGACUGAUCCCGUUGAUCAUAUAACUGGGAGGGAACGUGUCACAUUAGAGGUGAACGAUCAGAGGUGUCCUCUAAUCACCACGACGAGGCUGGUCCCUCUUUUAGUAGACUCAGCUAUGAAUAUUCAUUCAGAAAUGAAUGCCGGGCUCUUUCUUUCACGCUAACCCCAUUUUCAACAUGCUGAAACUUUCUGUUUCGUCGAGCCCCGAGCUUGUGGUCCUCCUUUGAGUGUGGGUUCAAUUGAAUGAAUCUGUCAAGUCAAGGAAAACGUACGUAGCAGCAAGGAUGGUGCAUCGCCUAUUUAUCGUUCUCGCUCGGGAGCCAAAACGAACACGCCUGCUACCUACUGUACUGGACCUUCGACCAGGCAUUCUACCUUUGUCGAAUCGGAACCAACACCACUGCAUUGCGCUCGAACAGUUGAGCGGCCGCCGGCCAGCAACUUUCGUGCACAGAUAUAGAUUCAUUCCUCGUACCUGGUCCAGCCUCACAACCCUUCGCGGGUUGGUAAGAAGUCAGUCUUGUUUGGUAAGACGGAAUUGGACAAAGAAAAGAGAGUGCUCGACCGGAACAACGGCCAACAACGUAAUUACAUAGAUAACUGCUCCUCCCCUUCUCCUUAAGGCUUUAAGGCGAACCGUAUGGCGGCUGGAAAGAAAGACGACCUCACCUUCUCUGGUGUCAGUGAGAGCAAUUUGAGUAUCCCCCGUUGACCUUCUUUUGUAGAUAGAAUCUUCAAUGAGUGGAAAGAAGCAACCUUACUAAGAAAGGUGCUUGUUGAGUAAGGCCGGCUUUCGAGCCCAAGCCCCUUGUAUAGGUUGGGCGCUUGAGCGCAUCUUUCUCAUAUCGAUCAAGGCUUUCCUUGAGUUUGAAAUAAGGGGCAAGAAGCAAGGGCGUAGCAGCUGCGCGAAAGCCCUUGCGCCUUAGCGCAUCCCUUUUCUUGCAGGAGUGCUAACGCGCGACCUUACGUUUUCUUCCGCUUGCUCUGCAGUACGAGCCUCAUACAGAGCCGCGCUCCUUUAAUAUGAUGAGAAGAAGGGGGGCCGGCCUCUUUUCCGUACCAAUCCUUAUUUACUACUACAUCUUUUUUUGGGUGUAUAGCUCAGUUGGUAGAGCAUUGGGCUUUUAACCUAAUGGUCGCAGGUUCAAGUCCUGCUAUACCCAAACCUACCUUACACUCUACUAUGAAUAAGGAUGCAUAGUAGCCUUCAAAGAUGACUCUUUGGCCUUUCGACUCGCUUCGGCGACUUCGCCCUUUAAGUGACAAGGGGGUGAGCCGCUCCAAGCGGAAAGCGAUAGUGAAUCCCGAACUUGCCCACGCUCAUCCAAACCGGCCUCAAAAAGCGAUCGGAAAGCGAAGCCCUUCCUUCCAAUCCAAUAUUCUAAAGAUAGUAAGUGUGACCUGUGUGGUUUCUGAGCAGCAGCUUUCAAUCGUUCCCAACGCUUAGAUUGAGUAGAAUGUAAGCGCGACCGAACUCUGAAUCCUGCCCCUCCCAGCCUUUGAAGCAUCGAUAUAGAAAUCGAAUAUCUUGCUGACAAUUGGAAAAGACCCACAGUCGUUCGACAAGCAGUUAAUGCCCUAAGAGAAAUUGGCGAUAAGUCUAUUUGCAUAUCCUUAGUCCAAAAUCUCUUAGCAAACUCGAUGGUUCCGUUCUCGGAUAUUAUCGAUUUUGCUACCGAGAUUGUUACCCCAAGUUUGUCCAGCAGACUACUAUACUGCUCGACCACUCUCUGUUCUUAAGUAAGGGUUCCCAUCUCUAAAAAAAAAGAAUAUGUUAAUCGUUACCGAUACCAGGCAGAGUUGCUUUUCCUUGCUCCAGAGGAGAUUGGUAUUGGUAGAGUCGCAUUCAACCCCGUCUUUUUGCCCUUUGGCUGGUAAUCACAUCGGCCAUAAGGUGGUCUAUCACCUCGGUUGGGGAGAAAAGCUUUUUUGUUGUUAUUCUUCAUCAUAAGCUAAUUCCUUUGCCCUCUAGUAGCAACAUGCAACGCUUUCAAGAGUAAGUUUUCGGAAGAAAGACGGUCGUGUGCGAGUCGGCUGGGAAAACACAAGCUUAACACGUCUUUCUUUAUCUUUUUCAUAUCUGAAUGUCUUUGUCGAGUUGGUUGGCAUCAUUCGCUCCUUUCUGUCUUUUCAUUGUCCGCCUCCGCCCGAACAGAUACGCACUAACCCACCUGAAAUAAGGUAAAAGCCUUCUUUCCAACCCUUUGUACGAGACUCCUUUCUUCGUACAAAUGCUCGUAGGCGAAAGAGACCUUCCUUUGCUCCUGUCGGCGGGAUCAGCCAGUGUCCCCGUGUGUAAGGCCCUUUCCUGAAAGAGGUCGAAUAGUUCCUGUCCCAUUCAUACUACUGUUGGCUUCUGUGCUAUGUCUAGCGGCUGGUGAAUCCUACCCAGUAUCGGAAUUGGAUUUGAUAUUUCCUCGGUUUACGAGAAGGGUUUUAAUGGCGACCGGACUCCUCUUCUCUGGAAGUCUAAUGGUUUGGGGGACGUCGAUUCCCUGGAUUUUCUGGCUUCCCUUUCCCUUCAACCAGCCACUCUUUUAGUUCCCAAAAUAUAUAUAAUCCAGAAUCCUUUUAAGCGCCUUAUCACGAAAGUGACCAAGCAAGCAGAUGAUGAUGGUUCAGCCGGUAAGCUAACAAGCAACCGAAAUGAAGGAAGAGGAGACCCUUCUAUUAUAAGUUGAAAGCGAAGUCGAUAGUCCUCGUAUUGGUAAUUAUUAUACGCUAAAAAAUCUAUAUAAGAUAUAGAAGGCAAAAUAUGAGAAAAUGAAAUAAAUAAAGAAAAAGAAGAAGGCCCUCUCCUUACAGUGGCUGAACGCUCCUCUACAACUACCUUUCGCCCAACAUGAUCACGAACGAAGACAGAGAAUUGCGUAGAUAGGAGGACGAAACGAACCAACCCACUUGUCCUGAUCGGAAGAAGAAAGAAAGAGAAUGGUGGCUCCUUUCCAACCAGUCAAGUGGCCCAAGGGCCAUCUUUUGCCCAGGGGACAUCGUCGGAGAACAAUGUCGGGGACAGGGUGAGAACCUUCCGUUGGUUACGCCCUUUAAGUGUCGGUUCUUCCAUAUUUAGAUAUGGAGAUAGAUCCAUAUAGAGAUCUAUAUCUUUCUAUCGAUAAAUAGAUCUAUUGAGAAAUGGAUAUUGAUCUGGUUUCAAGAUCUAUGAACAAGAGAGAUCCCUAAAUAUCCAUUUGAGAAAAUAGAUGAAUAGAUAGGGCGAAGCCAGCUGAAGGAAGGUCGCGUUAGCGCCCCCUAUUUCACUAAAGCAAGAAGGGAGAAAGUUGACUUUGAGAAAGAAGGGCUUCUAUUUAGAUUAGUUUCUUAGUAAAAGAUAAGGCAAGAAGCAAGGGCGUAGCAGCUGCGCGAAAGCCGUUGCGCCUUAGCGCACCCCUUUUCUUGCUCGUUAGCGCCCCCCUACCCCUAUUAUUUAUAUUAUAGUCAUAAAGGAACUAAAGGAAAUUUGACAACCUUACUAAUAGAAAGGGGAUGCGCUCAAGCAUGCGAAGAAAGCUCGAAGAGCUUCUCUUAUAUUAUAGAAAGGUUUGUAGAAAGGGGAUUCUUCAAAUAUCCCAUGUUGUAGGGGCUUCAAAGAAAGCUUGUAGUUUAGGGGUGCGCAGGUUUGGAACCCUAUACAAGGGGCUAGCGCGCAAUGGCUUUCUCUGAUAGAGGCUCGCUUCUUCAAGUUCAAGUUCCGCUUGCUGCUUUUCAUUUUGAUAGGAGUAGGUGCUUGCAGCUCGCUCGCUGUCUACUAAAUGAGCCUUCACUGCCCGCCCGGCCCCUAUCUUUAAUCUUAAGUAAAGUGAAGUCAAAUCAAUGAAGUGAACAGCCCAACCUCUUUGUUUGAAGCUUUGUUUCCCCUAAUUCCGAAACACAACAAUAGACUUGCCACUAUAGUGACGGAAAAAGCUUCUCUUUGAUAAGCGGUUAUAGGGGAGUUCAGAAAGGAUCUGAUCGUAGAUAGAGACUUCAACCUGUGCGGGGGUAGG
Capsicum annuum is the source of this 6908-nucleotide messenger RNA. RefSeq lists its product as uncharacterized. The record is from RefSeq and is a predicted model, not a curated record. Lineage: Eukaryota; Viridiplantae; Streptophyta; Magnoliopsida; Solanales; Solanaceae. Bases 103 to 582 code for a protein of 159 amino acids. The transcript has a single exon.